Carassius auratus (goldfish) is the source of this 959-nucleotide messenger RNA. RefSeq lists its product as uncharacterized. The transcript has 6 exons. The record is from RefSeq and is a predicted model, not a curated record. NCBI's taxonomy places the organism in Eukaryota, Metazoa, Chordata, Actinopteri, Cypriniformes, Cyprinidae. Bases 95 to 724 code for a protein of 209 amino acids.
UGUAGACACUGUGAAGGAGUUUUGGGAGGAGAGGAGAGCUGAGGCAAUAAAUCGGCUAUAAGACAGAGAUGUGGUAAUAGUAGCGGAUGGAAGAAUGGACAGUCCUGGACAUUGCGCCCAGUACUGUACAUACACUGCCAUGGAGAACGAAUCCAGGGAAAUCAUCUCUGUCAUCACUGUGGACAAAAGGGAGACUGGGCGAAAUUCUGUGAUCAUGGAGAGAGAGGCAUUUGUGCGGACAGUCGACACUCUUUUGAAUGAAGUGAAACUAGUAGAGGUCUGCACUGAUGCCCAUGUCCAGAUCUCCGCACUAAUGAACAAAGGAAAGUACAAAGACCUUGGGCUGCAGCACAGCUUGGAUAUGUGGCAUGGGGCCAAGAAUUUGGCAAAAAGGAUCCAUGCUGCUUCACAGGUCAAGGGUCAGUCCAGUUUGAGCAGUUGGCUAAAAGACAUUGUCAACCACUUUUGGUGGUGCUGCAAAACAGCAGAUUCUUACCAAGAGUUCCUUACAUCCAAGACGUAUGGCUACAUCCCAGAACUGCAAGCUAUGAUCCUUCAAAAGAGAUUAGCUGGUAAGGGGAUGCCCAGACGGAGGACACUACGACCUGAUGACCCCAGAAGGUACGGCCCACUUCCCCCUGUGCCGGCACCAACCAUUGAGGAACUCCUGCACACCCAAGUCAGGAGAGGUCUUGUGUCAACAUUCCAGACUAAAGACCUGUGAAGCCCAGUUUCCAGAGCCUCACAACCCUGACCAUCUUCAUGGCCAUGUAAACUUUUGUGUCACAAGCUGCUUAUCAACAAUUUCAGACUAAAAGUUUAAACAGUACAGAGCAGCUGAGUCUAGUUUUCUAUUUAUACUGUGUAACAUUUAUCAUUAUACCAUUUUAUAUACUGUUUCUCUACAUUGUAAAAAGCAUAGUAUUGUUAUUAUAAAUAAACUUUUUUUAUUGAAAAAA